Molecule: messenger RNA, 807 nt
Organism: Brenthis ino (lesser marbled fritillary)
Lineage: Eukaryota; Metazoa; Arthropoda; Insecta; Lepidoptera; Nymphalidae
Source: the annotation of a GenBank genome assembly
AUGUCAACUUUGCAAAAUAAUCAAUCACUCUGGAAGAUUCCAAGCGAAAAUCUAGACUCGAAAUAUGAAAAAUGUCGGAAUAUUACAGAAGAAAUAUAUAAAAGGAUAAAUAUAACCUUCCAAAUAAAGAAGUUGGAAACAAGUACACAAAGUGAUUUGUCAGACCAUAGUGACCAAAUAGAUAGCAAUGAAUUGAGCAACGAAACAGAUCUAUUUGCCUGUGAUAAAAGCUCACUAUCAAGUAGUACUGAGUUAGAAGCAUUGGAGAGAGGCAGUGAGGCUUGUGAGAAGUUCAUAAAUAACAACAACAAUGAAGAAACUAAGAAAAAACAAAUUCCAAUAUAUAAGAGGCCUCGGAAAAGGUUUAGAAAACGCGUGAAAAAACAACAACAUGCCAAGCAUGAGUCGGAUGGUUCAAGCGAUGAGGCUCUGCCGCUGAGUCAGGUGGUUGAUUUGGACAGCAUGAGGGAGAGUCGAGUGACCCCAUCUCCCUCCCAUGCUGUGAUGGGGGUACCUAACGUUGUGAUCACACCUAUUGAUUUAAAAAAAUUCAAAAUACCCCUCCCAGAGAAAAAAAUAAAGAAAAUUGAACCUAAACCAGAGACCACAGACAACAUAGAAGAGGCGAUCAUAAACAAAACGGAAGAAGACAACCAAGAGGAUCCACCCAAAGACAAAGUUGAGAAAUGGAAUUGUACAUUGUGUAGUUUGUCAUUCCGUGCUAAAAGGGGAUUAAGACGUCACAUGUCACUUUCUCAUAUAAUGAGUCCCGAGGAAGAGAAAAAGAUGAAUCAAAAGGAAGAAAUG